CGGCGUAGCGGCUCUCGCGAGAGCGGGCGGGGCGGCUCGGCCCCCGCGUGCGCGGGCGCAGGAUGGUGCUGCGGCGGGUGCUGGUCGCGCUCCUCAGCGACCCGCGCCUCAUCGAGAAGCUGUCCGAGUCGCGGCCCAUCCGCGCCGCCGCCCGCCUCACCGCCGCCGCCAUCACCCGCGGGCAGCUCGGAGCGCGCCAGGCGGCGCGGGGCCUGGGCCCCCGCCUGAUCCGCCUGCGCGACGUCUUCCUCAGGGAGCUCAAGGACGGCGCCCGGGCGCGGGGCUGGCCGUGGCCCCCCGGCCGCGGGCCGGGCCGAGGCGGCCGCCCCGGAGCAGCGCCCUGACCGCCGCGCCGAGCGGGAGGCAGCUGCGGGGCCGCAGCCGGCGCAGGAUCCCGCCAGGGAGGAGGAGGAGGGGACCGCGGAGACCACGACCGCUUCUCCGCGCCAAGCGCAGGAGGACGAGCGCGUCGGAGCCGGCGGGUGAACGGGCUCCUGCCGACAGCCGGGCCCCCUCGGCCUCUCCUGAACCGGGCAGGGUGCAGGGCCGUGCUGCGCCAGCCGCGGAGGACCCCAGCGUUACCCCGGCCUGCGCCAGGCGGACCGCCAGCUGCGAACUGAGCGCUGCUUUUCCAUAGCCUACAGCCGUGAGUGGUUCGUGAGGUCAAGCAUGAAAACGUGAAGCGUGCUGCUGAUUGGUAUGACGGAUUUUCAUUUCAAAGUCAGUUUACACUUUCCACAGUACUCGGUAACAGGCAGACUCACAUUAAACAUCGUCCAGAACACUGUCAAGAUUGUCACUUUCAGUGCUUGAUAAGAAACUUGAAAUAAAACAACGUUCCUAACUGGA
Messenger RNA from Aquila chrysaetos chrysaetos, 849 nucleotides. RefSeq names its product NCBP2 antisense 2 (head to head) (gene NCBP2AS2). The transcript has a single exon. The record is from RefSeq and is a predicted model, not a curated record. Lineage: Eukaryota; Metazoa; Chordata; Aves; Accipitriformes; Accipitridae. The coding region runs from base 63 to 344 and encodes 93 amino acids.